GAAGGAAGUUGCUUCAUUCUGAAACAAUGGAUACCCAAAAAAGACUAAAAUCACUUCUUCAAGCAACCCAUUUCACCUUCUUUAACAUCCACCAUUUCUUAAUAUAUCUGAUUCUGUAAGUACCCAAUACAUAUAUACAAAGACAUAUACAUAUAUAUAUAAAUACACAAAAGAGGGGGUGGGGUGGGGGGGGAAAGGUUAAAAAAGUUUUCCAUGGAAGGAAUUUGUGGUGGGAAACCUCUUGAAUGGUGAAAGAGAGACUAAAAUCCAAGCAGCUACUGAGCUGAGUAAGCUGAGUAGUAAGCAGAGGCAUAGGUUAGCAGAGAGAGGAGUUAUAUCUCCAUUGAUUUCAAUGCUACAUUCCCAAGAUUAUGAAGCCAUAGAAGCUGCUCUCUUUGCUCUGCUUAGUCUGGCUUUUGGCAGUGAAAGAAACAAAAUCAGGAUUGUAAAAUCAGGGGUGAUCCCGAUUCUGCUAGACCUACUCCAAUGCCGAAGCCAGCCAUUGAUUGAGCUCUCAAUGGCAGCAGUGUUGAUUCUCUCUUCCUGCGCAGCAAACAAGCUAGCCAUUGCUUCUUCUGGGGCAAUCCAGCUCCUCAUCGAUACUCUCAAUGCAGAUUUCCAUAACGACAAGAGCUCGAACAGCAUAAUUAGCUUCCAAACAAAGGUGGAUGCUAUAGCCACCUUGCACAAUCUCUCAACUUGUGAUCAGAUCAUUCCAUUGAUUGCCUCUUCCAACGUGUCGUUUACGUUGCUCCGUCUGGCGAAUUGCUCGGAAAAGUGGUCGGAGUUGGUGGAGAAGGCAAUAGCCUUGGUCGAAAAUGUGGUGUCUUCGUCGGAAACAGCGGUUGAAGAAAUCACGAGCACUGGUGGGGCAAUUAGAGUUUUGGUUGAAGCAAUUGAGGAGGGUUCUGCACAGUGCAAAGAACAUGCUGUAGCAAUUCUCCUUCAUAUAUGCCAAAGCUGCAGGGAGACAUACAGAGGACUGAUACUGCGGGAAGGAGUAAUGCCUGGUCUGCUACAGUUGAGCGUAGAUGGGACAUGGAGAGCGAAGAACAUGGCAGGAGAUCUGCUAUUACUUCUGAGGGAUUGCUCGAAUUAUGAAUCGACGUGUAGAGGAGAAUCGAAGCAUGAGCUUGUAGAGCAAGUAAUGAGGGAGAUUGAUUUUGCAGAGAGGGAGAAAAUUCCAGGGACAACAUUGAGACUAGUGGAACAGAUGAUCGCAAAGCUUAAUACAUGAUAUACGCUAAGAUUAAAAUAAGUUUCUUCUUUUUUUAUUUAUUUUAUUUCCUGUAAAUAUACGAAAUGGGCUUGAGAUUUCUUUUUCUUCUUCUUGCCAACUUCAGUGUUUAGGAGUUUUUAUUUUUUCCUGCUCAUUGGGUCUCUGGUUUUCAAUGUUAAAAGUUCU
Carica papaya (papaya) is the source of this 1405-nucleotide messenger RNA. Its product is annotated as ARM repeat superfamily protein. The record is from RefSeq and is a predicted model, not a curated record. NCBI's taxonomy places the organism in Eukaryota, Viridiplantae, Streptophyta, Magnoliopsida, Brassicales, Caricaceae. Gene Ontology annotation, molecular function: protein binding.